AUGGAAUGUAUGGCUCAAGAAGAACAUGAUAUCUCAGCACAGGAUGCUUUGUCAGAGGCUUUUAGAGCACUGAAUCACCGCGACACAGCCCGCGGAUUUUCACCGUUUCAGCACGUCCUUGGUAGGGCUCCAGAUGAGGCAGGGAGAUUUUUCACUCCUUUGAAUCAUGAUGCUCUGGAACCAAUUUUGGAUUCGGAACGCCAGGACAUGGCACAGAACCACCACCGUAGACUGGUGGCAGAGAAAUCAUUUUUGGAAUGGCAGGCCAAAGAGCGACUGUCACGUGCGGCAUCCUCAAAGCACCACAGAAUCCUCGAUUUUUCUGCAGGGGAUAUGGUUUACAUAUGGCGAAAACAACUGACAGGGGUAGAUGCUCAACAAAACAAGAUUGGACAGGGACGCUUUGUGGGACCAGCGAGGAUCCUUGCUACAGAGCAGAAGCGUGACUCCCAGGGCCAUCUUAUACCUGGCAGUUCAGUAUGGCUAGUAAGGGGCCGCCGCCUCUUGAAGUGCUGUCCGGAACAACUAAGACACGCCUCUGAGAGGGAGAAGAUUCUGACAGAACUACAUGAUCAACACCAAGUGCCUCAAUGGGAUUUUCCUAAAGUGGCACAGGAGCUGGGUGGCAAUGAAUAUGAGGACAUUACAGAAGCCCCUACACUUGGGGAGUGGAAGCGGGCGAGAGACCCCGCAUCAGAGUGGCAGCCCACCAUACGAUUGAACAGAAAGAGCUGUGCUCCCACUCCGGAGGUUCCAGCCAGAGGAAGUGAUGAUCUGGUGUCAGCACCAGGUGAUCCACUUCCCCAGGAUCAUGGACCAGGGGAGCAUAGAGCUCGAAGCCGCAGCCGUGGUCGAGAACCAUCAGAACCCAUGAGCCAUGGUUUUGCAAAAGCUCCUCACUGGUCUGGAAAAGUGGAUGAGACGUUUUUCGUUGAUUCAAAUCCACAACAAGAGUUUCGGAACUCAGUUUUCUCUGUAGAGAUCGAUAUGCCACAGACUCGAAGCAGUUCUGAAAGAGCCUUCAAGGAUCUACAAGCAUACUUCACCACAGCAAUGAGGAAGCGAGCCGUGGAGAUUUCUGAAAGAAGGCUUACCCCAGCGGAAAAACAACAGUUCGAUCAGGCGAAGGCGAUCGAGGUGAACAAUUUUAUUUCUGCAAGAGCGUUUGAAGCACUGGCUCCCGAACACAAGUUUUCAAGAGCAGAUGUGAUCAAUAUGAGGUGGAUUUUGACUUGGAAAAUGAAACCUGACGGUAGCAAGAAAGCAAAGGCUAGGGCUGUACUGCAGGGCUACAUGGAUCCAGAAUAUGAACAUAGAGCAACUCAUUCACCUACAACAACGCGGUUAUCACGGCAACUACAACUGCAGAUCAGUGCGAGCAAAGGAUUUCGCACAAAGAAGGGUGAUGUGACUGGUGCUUUCUUACAAUCCAGAGAAUACCCUGAGGAACUUCUCUGUGUGCCCUGUGACGAGAUUUGCCAAGCAAUGGGUUUGGCCCCAGGCUCAGUAACAAAGGUCAAGAAGGCUUGCUACGGUUUGGUUGACGUGUGCUGGAAUGAAGCUGGCGUGAAUUCCUUUGACAAGGCGUCGGAAUUUUUCGUUGUGUGCUUCUUGUGUGGCCAUGAUGCUGAAGCUCCGAUUGACCAGUGUUUCUGCGAAGCCAAGGCAGGACAUGGAGGAACCCUCAUGGACACCGGUGCUUCCCAUGACAGGCGGCUCCUGCCCGAUCGGCAACUCGAUCUGGGCCAGCCGGGCAUGUUGGGCUUGCGUCACGAAUGGGCAAUCCUCUUCCAAUGCGUCUUCUUUCUACUGCUACUGGACUUCUUUGUCUUGCGAAAGGUGCGCUCCAACCUGCGAAAUCAUGUGGCGUUGACCAUCUUUUGGAUUUGCAUCGGCAUGCUGUACAACGUCCAUAUCUGGUACCUCUAUGGUCCAGAUCAGGCGAUCUACUGGUUCAGUGGCUUCACCCUAGAAUGGAUGCUCUCGAUGGACAAUCUGGUGGUCUUCAGUUUGAUCAUGACGACCUAUCGGGUCCCGGCCUGUCUCACCCGCAAGGCCCUGUUUGUUGGCAUCGUGGGCUGUGUGGUGAUGCGCUUGGGAUUCUUUUUGGCACUAGAAAACAUUUUGAAACACGAGAAGAUCCUUCAGGUCUGCAUGGGCAUUGUGCUGAUGGCCAGCGGUGGACAUGCCAUGUUUGAAGAUGACAACGAAGGUGAUGUGGUGGACACCUACGUGGUUCGCGCCACCAAGGCUUGUCUGGGUUCACGCUUGGAGCAACGCUACGACACCGAGACUUGCAGGUUAUUCGUGUACCAGGAUGGGAAAUAUCGAGCGACUUUGUUAGUCUUCGUGAUUCUUUUGUUGGAAAUCACGGAUCUGAUGUUUGCCCUGGACAGCGUCAGUGCCAAGAUUGCAGCGGUGCCAAAUCAGUUCAUCGCCUACAGUUCCACGGUGAUGGCGGUGUUCUCCCUGCGUGCCGCCUUUUUCAUUGUCCAUGACCUGGUGCAGCAAAUCGAGGUAUUGAAGUACGGCGUGGCCUUCAUCGUGGCCUACAUCGGUGUGCAGCUGAUCUUGUCCACCUUUCGCUACGUGCCCGAGUGGAGCACCUGUGCAGUGUCGGGCCUCGUCAUUCUGACUUGCUUGAUGGCCAGGUGUUGCGUCCCUUCAAAGGCACGUAGCAACUGA
Messenger RNA from Cladocopium goreaui, 2685 nucleotides. NCBI's taxonomy places the organism in Eukaryota, Dinophyceae, Suessiales, Symbiodiniaceae. The record is from the annotation of a GenBank genome assembly.